CCCCGACCUGUGACCCACUACAGUUUGCAACGACCACCGUCACUCAAAGAGCGACUACUCUUGACUCUACGAUACUCAAUGUUGCACUGAAUAACUACCGGGCACGAUAUCCCAACCUCAAGAGAUAAUGUCAACAUCUGCUGACCGCACCCCUCUCCUCUCGCCUGGAUCACAGCAGUCCGCCACCAGCCAAGCAAUCAUCAACAGGAACAGAAAAAUGUUCUGGGCCUUGGGCUGCAUCUAUGGUGCCACAGCCGUCGGCUUUGGGGCCUUCGGGGCUCACGGAUUGAAGAAGGUUGUCUCGGACCCCGCCAAGAUUGCCAGCUUUGCUACUGCCGCGCACUAUCAGCUCGUCCACUCGGUAGCCCUACUCGUCGCCUCGCAGGCCGCCCCGCACAACACGGUCGCGGGCGGGCUCUUCACCGCGGGCAUGACCAUGUUCAGCGGCAGCAUCUACGCGCUGGUCGUCGACCCGGCGCGCUUCCGCUUCCUCGGCCCCGUCACGCCGCUCGGCGGGCUGUGCCUGAUCGGCGGGUGGGUUGCCCUGGGCCUGUCUUGAGCGGGUUCCGGGUCGGUUCUUGGUAGCCGUUACCUUGUUGAUGGUGGUGAUGGGAUAUAUGAGAGAGCGAGAGAGACGGAGAGACGGGCAGACAGAGAUAGCAGACUAUCAGAGAGUGGUGUGGAUUUUGUUUGUAACUCUCGCGCAAUGCUUUCUGCCUGCUGUCUUGUGUGGCCAAUGCUAUACUAUAGCACAGGCGAUGCACACAGAGGUCUCCAUCUGUCUCAGCUAGAUGUACGAUAAUUGUUCUCAUCGAGAGCAGGGUAUUGCAACAAGGAGCAUUUCGUGCGAGAUGUCCAUAACCUGAGUGCUGGCCAUGCUACAGUUGUGCUUCCAACUUCACUCAGAAAAGUGCGGCAUCAAAUGGC
Microdochium trichocladiopsis is the source of this 927-nucleotide messenger RNA. Its product is annotated as DUF423-domain-containing protein. The transcript has 2 exons. The record is from RefSeq and is a predicted model, not a curated record. Lineage: Eukaryota; Fungi; Ascomycota; Sordariomycetes; Xylariales; Microdochiaceae. The coding region runs from base 128 to 559 and encodes 143 amino acids.